This is a messenger RNA of Adineta ricciae, 1134 nucleotides long. NCBI's taxonomy places the organism in Eukaryota, Metazoa, Rotifera, Eurotatoria, Adinetida, Adinetidae. The record is from the annotation of a GenBank genome assembly.
AUGGCUCAACCAAAUCGACCUCCGGAACAAGCACCAUUGGAAUUUCCCUAUAUUGGUGAUGUCAGUCAGUAUGAACGGAUCGAUAAAAUCGGUCAAGGAACUUUUGGAGAAGUAUUCAAAGCUCGUUGUAAACAAACGAAUGAAUUCGUGGCAAUGAAAUUGAUAUUGAUGGAUCAAGAGAAAGAAGGCUUUCCAAUAACAGCAUUACGUGAAAUAAAAAUCUUGCAAGAAUUACGACAUGAUAAUAUCGUGCGUCUUAUUGAAGUUUGUCGAUCAGCAAUGGAUCGAUCAUUACGAAGUAAAUUUUAUUUUAUCUUUGAAUUCUGUGAUCAUGAUCUGGCCGGUAUUUUACGCAAUGCAAAUGUGAAAUUCAGUCUCGGACACAUUAAAUCAAUUAUGCAACAAUUAUUAGAUGGUCUAUAUUUUAUCCAUAAAAAUCAUAUUAUUCAUCGUGAUAUCAAAUCAGCAAAUAUUCUUAUUACACGUAACGGUGUACUGAAAUUAGCUGAUUUUGGCUUAGCAAAAGUAAUCACACCACCCAAACCUAAUCAUCAGAACCGAUAUACUUGUCGAGUAGUCACUUUAUGGUACCGUCCACCAGAAUUACUGUUAGGUGAACGUGAUUACGGUCCAGCUAUUGAUAUGUGGGGGGUUGGAUGCAUUUUUGCUGAAAUGUGGAUUCGUUCCCCUAUUAUGCAAGGCAAUAGUGAACAGCAUCAAUUGGAACUAAUCUCUCAUUUAUGUGGUAGCAUCGAGCCGAACAUCUGGCCGGGUGUGAAUAAAUUGCCGUUAUAUACGAAAUUGAAACUACCGCAGAACGAACGCCGCCGAGUCCUAGAACGAAUGAAACCAUAUAUUCAAGAACCAUUGGCACUAGAGUUAAUCGAUAAACUACUGACCUUAGAUCCAAAACAACGCAUCGAUGCUGAUAAUGCUGUCAAUUCAGAUUUCUUCUAUUCUGAACCGCCGCUAGCUGAUUUGAAACCACUUCUAUCAAAAUAUCCAUCGAUGUUUGAACUUAAAGAAGUCUCACGAAAUAACUACAACGCACAGGUUCAACAACAACAGCAACAACAACGUAUGAGACAACCUAGACCUAAUGGUCCGAAUUUACCUUCGGAACAAAUCUAUUAG